Molecule: messenger RNA, 1761 nt
Organism: Hyla sarda
Lineage: Eukaryota; Metazoa; Chordata; Amphibia; Anura; Hylidae
Gene: XIAP
Product: X-linked inhibitor of apoptosis
Exons: 7
Coding region: 255-1718 (487 amino acids)
Biological process (GO): regulation of cell cycle
Cellular component (GO): cytoplasm; spindle microtubule; nucleus
Source: RefSeq, a predicted model, not a curated record
AGGCAGCCUCUGGGCCGUGUACUUUGCAGGUGCUGCUAUCUGGUGAGAUGUCCUGAGCCGCAGUAAGUGUACGGUACCGUGCGCUCAGAGGGGACAUCCCCGCCCCCUCCCGGUCACUCCUCCUGCACCGUCUGCUCUUAUGUAACCACGUGAGCUGGCGGAGUCACAUAGCGCUGUGUCAGGGCGCGGCCUAGCUCCACUUGUAGGAGAGAACAUGGCUCCCUGGAGGAGAUAAACUGUUCUUUCCAGAGGACAUGACAUGUAACUGUGGAAAAGUGUCAGAUGGUGCUUACGACAUGGAACCGGAGAAUGAUUACUCUGAGGAAUCCAGUCGAUUGGCGUCAUUUACAAAUUUUUUUCGAGGUACCUGUCCUGUCUCGGUCCCAGCCCUGGCCCGUGCUGGCUUCUAUUACACUGGGAUUGAAGACCGAGUUGAGUGCUUCAGCUGUAAAGCUGUAGUGGAAGGUUGGCAGCAUGGAGACACAGCCAUUGGGAAGCAUCGGAAAGUCAGCCCAAACUGUAAAUUUAUUAACGCAUUUAACUCAAGGAGUGAAAGCAUACAAACUCAAGCUCCUAUAAGUCAAAACUCUGGCCCUCACAUAAUAAAUAAUUGUGCAACUCAUGAUCUUGGCCAGACUUCCAACUCGGAUAUUCAUGAUACUGAUUUCUUGUUGAGGACGGGAAGAGUAGUUGAUGAAUCAGAGCCAAAAUUUCCUCGAUAUAUAAAUAUGUGUACUGAAGAGGCCCGGCUUACAACGUUUAAGAACUGGCCGAGCUAUGUGCGUGUGACUCCAAAGGAGCUGGCAAACGCUGGUCUGUUUUAUACCGGCAUAAAUGACCAGGUGAAAUGUUUCUGUUGUGGAGGAAAGCUGAUGAACUGGGAGCCCAGUGAUAUGGCAUGGAAUGAGCAUCGCAAACAUUUCCCAGACUGCUUCUUUGUUUUAGGUCGAGAUGUCGGGAAUAUAGCUCUUGAGUCAAACAGUAUAUUUAGCGGUACAAGAAGAGGUUCGGAAAUUCCAGAAAAUCCUGCCAUGAGUCAAGUAAAGGCUCGGCUGGAGAGUCUUGCUAACUGGCCUUAUGCUGUUAAUAAAGAGAUGCUUGCCAGAGCAGGAUUUUAUAGUACAGGUGAACGUGACUCUGCAAGAUGCUUUUACUGUGGCGGGGAACUAAGUGAUUGGAAAGGAAAAGAUGACCCGUGGGAAUUACAUGCAAGAUGGUAUCCUGGAUGCAAAUUUCUAAUUGAUGAAAAAGGACAACAUUUUAUCAAUCAUGUGCAGUUAACUAGGCCUCUGCCAAGCAAACUGGAAAGGGACACCCUGACUGCUUUACCUGAAGACCCUGAACUAGUUAAGGACCCUUUGGUGAUUCAUGCACAGCAAAUGGGAUUUGGUUUAGAAGAAAUCAAGAAACUUAUGUUGAAAAGAAUAAAAAACACUGGACAAAACUACACAUCUGUGGAAGUUCUGGUGUCAGACUUAUUAAAUUCUCAGUCUGCAAUGAGAAGUGUUAAGCCCUCAGAGAAUGAGAACACCAUCAAAGAAAAGUUGAGACAACUGGAAGAGGAAAAAAUAUGCAAAGUGUGUAUGGAUAAAUCUGUCUGCAUUGUCUUCAUCCCUUGUGGUCAUCUAGUAACCUGUGCAGACUGUGGAGAGGCUCUUGAUAAAUGUCCUAUAUGUUGUACUAUUAUCGAAAGACGUCAGAAGAUUUUCAUGUCGUAAAGGGCAACUGUCUUUUAUAAUUAAAUUAUAUUCCAAAUUUCAA